Setaria italica (foxtail millet) is the source of this 1097-nucleotide messenger RNA. RefSeq names its product dehydration-responsive element-binding protein 1B. The transcript has a single exon. NCBI's taxonomy places the organism in Eukaryota, Viridiplantae, Streptophyta, Magnoliopsida, Poales, Poaceae. Gene Ontology annotation, biological process: regulation of DNA-templated transcription. Bases 65 to 745 code for a protein of 226 amino acids. Gene Ontology annotation, molecular function: DNA-binding transcription factor activity; DNA binding. The record is from RefSeq and is a predicted model, not a curated record.
CCAUCGAUCCCAGCACGACCGAAGCCACAGCCACCACGCCUACAGGAUCUUCAGCGAGUCUGCAAUGGACACGCCCUCGCCGCCGCCGUCGUCCGCGGAGCAAGAGGAGUACCGGACGGUGUGGUCGGCGCCGCCCAAGAAGCCGGCGGGGCGGACCAAGUUCCGGGAGACGCGGCACCCGGUGUUCCGCGGCGUGCGGCGCCGCGGCCAGGCGGGGGCGGGGCGGUGGGUGUGCGAGCUGCGCGUCCCGGGGCGGCGCGGCUCGAGGCUCUGGCUCGGCACCUUCGCCACGCCCGAGCUGGCGGCGCGCGCGCACGACGCCGCCGCCAUCGCUCUCUCCGGCCGCGCCGCCUGCCUCAACUUCGCCGACUCCGCGUGGCUGCUCCCGCCGCUGAUGCCCGCGGCGCUGGCCAGCGCGCGCGAGGUCAGGGACGCGGUCGCCGAGGCCAUCGGGGCGUUCCGGCGGCGCUCGGAGGAGUCGGCAUCGGCGGCGGCAUCGCCAGCGGCGGAGACGACGGCAGACGAGGACGAGGAGGGCAGUGGCUCUUCUGGCGCAACGCCGUCGCUGGACGUCACGUUCGAGCUCGACGACAUGUUCAGAUUCGGCGGCAUGGUUGAUUCCGGAUCGUACUACGAGAGCUUGGCGCAGGGGCUGCUCGUGGACGCGCCGGCCGCCGCCGGAGCGGGAGCGUGGUGGGAGGACGUCGAGCAUGGCACCGUUGACAUCGCACUGUGGAGCUACUAGCGCUAUAGCAACCUGCUUCUCACAAAUUCCAGAUGGUUUUGUUUCCCAAUCGAGAGAAACAGUGCAUCGGAUAGUGAGGAAUUUUGCAAUUUUAGAAUCAGUGUUGUGCUAGCUCUCUUGUUGCUCAUGCUUCCUUUCUUAUUUGGGGAAGCUAAUUUGUAAUUUUUUUUGUAGAAAUAAAGAAGAAUGGCUCAGACAUUUUCUAAAAAUCUGGGGACCACUUCUGUUUGAAACAUAUACAUAGCAAGAUUGGCACGCUACGCCGCGCCUAUGCCCGUAGAGGAUGCGCUUCAGUGUAAUUGGUGAUGAAGAGAUAAAAUGUAGAUAAGAGCGCUCUCUGAUUUGGAGUGUA